This is a messenger RNA of Dracunculus medinensis (Guinea worm), 606 nucleotides long. Lineage: Eukaryota; Metazoa; Nematoda; Chromadorea; Rhabditida; Dracunculidae. The record is from the annotation of a GenBank genome assembly.
AUGCUUGUCUUUUUGCUUAUCUUUGCAUCCUUAUACAAUCUAACUAAUGGGGGUGCUGUGGUUAUAGAUGUUUGCUCGAUGCCUAUUCUUGUACCCCCACAAGGUGCAGGCGUUGCCCCAAAUCCUGGUGUAGGAAUUGCUCCUGGUGCUCCCGGAAACGCUGGGCAACAAGGAAUUGUGCACAGACCCACCGUACCUGUCGAUAACUGCCAUGAUCGUGAUCCAACAGCUUGCUUUGAAAUAUUCAAACACGACCCUGGGGAGAUGCAGGUACCAGCGGAGAAUCUUGUCUCAAAUGAAUCCAUAUGUGAUGCAUUUAAAUCAGUACCAUCAACAGAGGGUACCAACGAUUAUAAAGUUCCAGCAAACUGUCAGGUAGCUGCGUACAGAAUGUUGGCUCGACAAAUAUGUCCGCGAACAUGUGCGACCUGUUGCUUAACUAAAGAAUAUAACUGUGAUAAUGCGACGACCUUGCCAUCUGCAGCAGCAAAUUGCAGAGACCAAAGACAGAACUGCGCCGCAAUUAGAGCCACAAAUAGCUGUGGCGGUGUGUUUCGAACAACAAUGAUGCAACAAUGCGCAAGAACUUGCGGUUAUUGUACGUAA